Molecule: messenger RNA, 1170 nt
Organism: Ostertagia ostertagi
Lineage: Eukaryota; Metazoa; Nematoda; Chromadorea; Rhabditida; Trichostrongylidae
Source: the annotation of a GenBank genome assembly
AUGUCAUCAAUGUCAAUGAUAGGCGGUGCCAUAUUGGUGGUGCUGAUAGCCGGCUACAUUGCACGACAAUAUGGUUUACCACCUCCGCCACCGAAAAUCGCUGGCAUUGACUUAGGCACCACUUUUUCGUCGAUAGGUAUUUAUCAUGCUGUUACCGGUGUAACGACCAUUUUACCUGAUGAGAUUGGAAAGUUGUCCGUUCCGAGCGUAGUGGCAUUUUUGCCGAAUGGAACAGUAAUUGUUGGAACUCGUGCCGUAGAACAACAAGAAAAAAAUCCCCAAAGAACUAUAUAUGAUGCCAAACGUUUUAUUGGGCGUACAUUUGAAAAGGACAACGAAAAUUUUUUGACCGAUCAAAAGCGAUAUCCUUUUACUAUCAAGCUGGAUGAAACUGGACACGCAUUUUUCGAAGUUCCAUUGGAUAGCGGAGUUAAGGUUUUAUAUCCGCAGGAUGUUGGAUCCAUUAUUAUUUCGUAUUUGAAGAAAUCUGCUGAAAAACAGUUAAAAACGCCGCUGAAGCAAGUUGUCAUAUCUGUGCCGGCUGAGUUCGGUGAAAACCAGCGCAAUGUCACAGGGAAGGCAGCGGAAUUAGCAGGCAUGGAGGUGCGUCGGAUCAUUUCUGAACCUACCGCUGCAUCUCUGGCUUAUGGUCUACACAAGAAGAAGGGCGUUGAGAGCGUUGUAGUAAUAGAUCUCGGAGGAGGAACACUCGAUGUGUCUGUCCUCUGGCUCCAAGGAGGUACUUUCGUCACGCAAGCCAUGGCCGGUAACAACCGAUUGGGAGGACAAGAUUUCAAUGAUCGUGUCCAGAAGCACAUUUUGUCUGUGCUGCAAAAGAAAUUCGGCAAGACGAUAAGCGACAAGGAGGAUUUGCAGCAGAUUCGUCUUGAAAUUGAGAAGGCAAAACUCAGGCUUACUACUCACCCAACGGCUAAAAUGGAGUUCAACCUCAAGGAAAUAGGAAACUGGCACCAUCAGCUGCGUCGUGAUGAGUUCGAGGAGUUGAAUGCGGAUUUGUUCAAGUCCAUAGAACAGCCUAUUGAAGCGGCGCUAGCGGACGCGAACCUCCAACCGUCAGAGGUAGCAGCUAUGGAACUCCCAACGAAGCGGCGAAAACGACAUUUCUACACCGAAGAACAGAAGGUGAACGAGAAAGAGAUGAGUGUGUAA